AUGGAUAUAAACAUACGAACUGUGACUGUCAUUACCGCUUUCAUUCAAUUAAAUUUAUAUGAAUUGAUUCGUUUGAGAAAAAUCUUCCAGCGCUAUGAGUCACACAAAAUUAGAAGUGGAGAAAGAGCAAUCUGCAAGAACGUUGAUAAAACCAAGCAGAAGCAUCACGCAGGAUAUAAGGACCCCAGCUAUGCAGAUGCUAACCCACUCCAAUUGGUCCAAAGGUACUCUGAAGGAAAGAACAUAGAACAGCUAAAUAUGACCCAACUCAUCCAGCUUGAGAGAGAACUGAACUCCAUACUAAUUCAGACCAGAGCAAGAAAGGGGUUGAAUGGGCAAGCAGUGACAGGAGCCGUCUUUCAAAUUGUUGAGUUUAUUGUAGGAAAAAGGAGAAUGGGUAAAACAUAUUUUGCAUUUGUUGGUCGUGUUCUGAACCUGUUUGCAACAUGGAAAGAGCGCAAGGCUCAAAUUUAUACGUAUCAUGAUACUGUUCAUUGUGUGUUUGACUCUGAAGAUGAGGCUUCAGCUGCUUAUAUAAGAUUCUUUGAAGGAAGUUUAUGGUGUAAACAAGUAAGCAUUGCAUGCUUCCUGCGCUCUAUUACUGACCCACUAGUAGUAGCGAGGAUUGAUGAGAAAUGCUGGAGAUAUGUGAGGAGUUAUGAAAUCCAGAGAUACCAAGGUGGAACGGACUAUAAAGACUCGGGGCAAAAGAGUUACCUGGAGAAAGACAAAAGGGAAACAACUUGGGACAAAUGGAAAUCUGAAGGACAAAGAAAAGGUCAACAUCAGACCAAUAUGUACAUCAGGAAUCAGGACCUGCUUAGGCAAAGUCUUGAAGAUUACAAAGACAAAGCAAUAACAUCAACAGCAGGGUCGACAGAGAACAAGAUGAGCGCCGAUUGGGGACCGGUCAUUGUUUCAGUGGUUUUGUUCAUCCUCCUGUCACCAGGGCUAUUGUUCCAGAUACCGGCGAGAACAAGGGUGGUAGAGUUUGGGAACAUGUACACUAGUGGGAUUGCCAUUCUAGUUCAUGCAGUUAUAUACUUUUGCAUAAUCACCAUCCUGAUCAUUGCAAUAGGUAUUCACAUACAUGUCAACUGA
Dovyalis caffra is the source of this 1101-nucleotide messenger RNA. The record is from the annotation of a GenBank genome assembly. Lineage: Eukaryota; Viridiplantae; Streptophyta; Magnoliopsida; Malpighiales; Salicaceae.